AUGAAGGCCGCCCGCUACGACCCGAGCACCGGCAAGGUCGAGGUCCAACGCAUACCUCUGCCUCAGCUCGAGAAUGACCUGAUGCUGGUCAAGACAAUCAGCUCAGGACUCUGUCACUCCGACAUGCUCGUCCUUCACGGCAAGGCGCCGUUUACGGAGGACAAGGCAGUCACCAUCGGGCAUGAGGCCGUUGGCGAGGUGAUCGAGAUAGGACGCGACGUCAAGGACAUUUUCAAGGUCGGCGACAAGGUCGGCUUUCUGAAUGGCCUGCGGGCGUGCUGGAAGUGUGAGGGUUGCGCCAAGUACUACGCCUUCUGCGAGGCAGGAAAGUUCAAAAUGCAAGGUUUCGCCUGCGACGGCUUUCUGCAAGAGUACAUCCUUGUGGAUCCGAAUGCGGCCUUUGUCCUGCCCAGCGGUGUUGAUCCCCGAAAGUUCGCUCCGAUUUGCUGUGCAGGGAUCACCUCGUACAACAGUGUCAAGGUGGCCAAGUUAGAAAAGUGCCAGUGGAUAGGAAUGGUCGGAUGCGGUGGUGUUGGCCAACUUGGCAUACGCUAUGCCGUCGCCAAAGGGCUGAACGUGGUGGCCAUCGACAUCGACGACUCCAUCCUGGAAACGGCCAAACAGGCCGGCGUCAAACACAUAAUCAAUUCCCGUACCAACCAAAAUGCCGUGGAAGAGAUCAAGAAACUGGUGCCACACGGCCGGGGAGUCGACGCGGUCGUGGUCUACGCUGGCGUCAACGCUGGAUAUCGCUUUGGACAGCAGAUCGUCAAGACUGGCGGACGGUUUGUCAGUGUCGGUGUGCCAGAAGGGGAGAUCAGCUUCCCGGCUCACGAAGUACCCUUGGAGAGAUAUACCAUUCACGGAGCGAGUAAUCAUGGCACUCGACCAAUGUUUACUGAAUGCGCCCAGUUCACCAAGGACCAUGGAAUCGAAAGCCCUAGCCAGCUCUUCAAGAUUGAACAGAUUGGGGAGAUGAUCACCCUCAUGGAGGAGGGCAGGAUGCAGGGUAAGAGACUGAUUGUGGACUUUUCCUCUUAA
Molecule: messenger RNA, 1041 nt
Organism: Cladophialophora yegresii CBS 114405
Lineage: Eukaryota; Fungi; Ascomycota; Eurotiomycetes; Chaetothyriales; Herpotrichiellaceae
Exons: 3
Coding region: 1-1041 (346 amino acids)
Molecular function (GO): oxidoreductase activity; zinc ion binding
Source: RefSeq, a predicted model, not a curated record